AUGGAUGUUAAUGAUCAACAAACAGUAUCAGUGAAUUUCUUAGCCGAUCUUGAUAUCAAUGCUGAUCCAAAACCAUUUUUUAUGAAUCCAAAUGUUACUCUAGACCAACAUAUUCAAGCACAAACGACGAACUUGCCUCGUUAUGUCGCUGCGUUAUUCACACUUAAUGAAAACAGUGUGGAAAUUGGUCAGAAAGCUAAAGCAUGUGUAUUGGCUGCAGCUUGGUCCCGUCAUGAUCAUACUUUAGCCAAUAAUCUUUUACGUCAUCGACGAUUAUUUACUCUAACUGAAGUACUGAGAGCAGUAAUGAUGUUAGAUGCUGGUCGACAACUUCGUGCUUAUGAGAAACAAAUAAAACGUCUUGAAUUAAGCAAAACAAAGCCAAAAGUAACAACAUUGGGUAAAAUAAAAAAUCAUAUCGACAAUCUUAAUAGACUUAAAGCGUCAUCUGGAUCAGUCAGUGGCGCUGUGGCUCGACAUAUUCAGCAUUGGACUCGAACAUUAACUCGACAAGAACACGAAUAUUUUGCACUCCAUAUGCCAACUGAACCAUGGAAAAAAUUAGCUAAUAUCAUUCAUUUUAAUCCAAGCAGAGAUUUUCCUGGCUUACCAUGGUUUUUACCAUCCUGCUUUGGUACACCAGCAUUGGAAGAAACAAUGGUAGCUCGUUGUCAAACUUUAACAAACGAAAAUGUGAAUGAUAUAAUUAAAGAAUUUAAAAUUCCUUAUUCACACUUAAAACAAUUUAAAGAUCAUUUACAUGAUAGAUCAAAAGCGAAAAUUGCAGCGUACGAAGAGAAAUUGGAUACAAUUUUAUGGUAUUACGAAGAUUUACAAUGUCCUGAUGUUGAUGACAUUAUCAGUGAAAGACUAGAAAAUGGUGAAGAAAUUAAUUUACCAUACGGUAAACUAAUGGAACGUCUGUUAAUUCUUCGAAAGUUGAGAGAUACUCCAAGUGAAAUAGCAGCCGUUGGUAAUGUUCAAGAUCAAAAUUUAGUACAAUCGAGCAAAAAUAAAUGCUAUUCUUAUUUAUUAUCAGUUGCUGAAAGUUAA
This is a messenger RNA of Rotaria sordida, 1053 nucleotides long. NCBI's taxonomy places the organism in Eukaryota, Metazoa, Rotifera, Eurotatoria, Philodinida, Philodinidae. The record is from the annotation of a GenBank genome assembly.